UCCGUUGCUGCAGUAACCGCGCGGCGUCCCGCAGCCGUUGCUGGGUCUGGCGGCGCCAUGAACAGGAAGAAGCUGCAGAAGCAGGCGGAGGCGCUGAACCGCGGCGCCAGGCACUUCCGCCGGCCCGAGGUGGAGUGUCUCAUCCGGCUCUUCUACACGCUGGUGCCGGAGGCUGGCGAGCGCCGCGGCGCCGCGGGGCUGGACCGCAACGCCUUUCGCAGCGUCCUGCACCUCACCUUCGGCAUGACCGACGAUAUGAUCAUGGACCGAGUGUUUCGUGCUUUUGAUAAGGACAAUGAUAGCUGUGUCAGUGUAAAGGAAUGGGUGGAAGGCUUAUCAAUUUUUCUUCGGGGGACAUUAGAAGAAAAGAUGAAAUAUUGUUUUGAGGUUUAUGACCUGAAUGGUGAUGGAUACAUAUCACGAGAGGAGAUGUUCCAUAUGCUGAAGAACAGCCUCCUAAAACAACCAACAGAAGAAGAUCCUGAUGAGGGAAUUAAAGACCUGGUAGAAAUAACACUGAAAAAAAUGGACUAUGACCAUGAUGGCAAACUUUCUUACACUGAUUUUGAAAAAGCUGUAAGAGAUGAAAAUCUUCUCUUAGAAGCAUUUGGACCAUGUUUGCCAGAUAUAAAGAGCAGCCUGGCAUUCGAAAUGCAAGCUUUCCAAGAAACUCAUGAUCUGUAGCUCUAUAACUAGAUUUCUGCUGUUAACCAAUUCAGAA
Messenger RNA from Gavialis gangeticus (Gharial), 721 nucleotides. It is a transcript of the gene CLXN, whose product is annotated as EF-hand calcium binding domain 1. Gene Ontology annotation, molecular function: calcium ion binding. The record is from RefSeq and is a predicted model, not a curated record. The transcript has 6 exons. NCBI's taxonomy places the organism in Eukaryota, Metazoa, Chordata, Crocodylia, Gavialidae. Bases 58 to 684 code for a protein of 208 amino acids.